This is a messenger RNA of Theobroma umbraticum, 2670 nucleotides long. NCBI's taxonomy places the organism in Eukaryota, Viridiplantae, Streptophyta, Magnoliopsida, Malvales, Malvaceae. The record is from RefSeq and is a predicted model, not a curated record.
AGGAAAAUAGUGAUCAGUGAGAGAGCUCACUGACUACAAUAACUCUCAAUUUCAAACAAAAAAACAAAGAAAAUCAAAAGCCCCAAAAUCUGUUUUCAUCUCUCUCCCUCGCUUUUUUUUUUUAAAAGGAAAAAAUUGAAAUUUUCUUUGCUGGUGUAUAGAUAUAAUUAUUCGAGAAGAGUAGUGCUUAGGCAGGCUAGAGAGCAUGGACACCUCAAACGUGUGUCCAACUGAGGAUGCUAUUCAAGCAUUUUUGGACUACUUGGUUGAGCCUAUGCUACCUAGUAAAUAUUCUAUAUGGGAAACUCCAACACUAGAUAAACAGCAGGCAGUCGCAAAACAGGUGCAUGCUGUUGUGUUGCUUUACAACUAUUAUCACCGGCAAAGACAUCCACACUUGGAGUAUCUUGGUUUUGAGCCAUUUUGUAAGUUGGCUUUAGUUGCAAAACCAAAUCUGAAGUCUUAUAUGAAUCUCAUGCUAAGGUCUGAUGAUACUGAAUUGAGUGACCUUGAGAAGCAGCUUUCCUUGACAGAGAAAGCCAUCAAGGAUGCAUGUGAUAUAUCUACAAGUUUAGAUGCAUCAAGGGAUGUUCCAAGCACAAAGGGAUGGCCAGUUUCAAAAGUUGCUAUUUUUUUAAUUGACCUGAGGAAACAGAAUUGUGCCUUGCAGAAUGGUAGCAUUGCUGAGGGUGUAUGGUCAGUAAUUGAAAAAGAUGUGCCUGUGUUCUGUUGCAGUUCAGAUGGUUCUACUGAGGCAAAACAUAUGAACAAAAACCCAACAAAAAAAAACCAUAUGAACAAAAGAAAAAGAACCCCUAAUAAACCUUUGCAAGAUGAAUUGGGUGCUGAUGAAAGUUGCUUCCAGCAAGUUGCUUUCUCAGCUGUCAAGGAAGCAACAAAUAAUGGCAUCAGUCAAAGUGACCUCACCAUCAUAGAGAGCCAUAUUGUAUAUUCUUUGAGUAAAGAAAAGACAGCCACUCUUUACAUAAUGCAGAACUGGGAUAAUGCACAUUUGCACGGUUGUGAUAUAGAACUGAUAGCAGUUGGACAUUUCUUGCAGGGUCCUUUAGUCAAAAGAAAUUUCUCCCACUGGAUGCACUCUUCUGCUGUUGAAUACUUCCACCUGCUUCCUUUUGUAUGGAUCAUUUCUCAAUGGUUCUUGAGUUCACAGGAUCAGGAGUCAGUACUGGAAGUGGUAAAUGAAUAUGGCCCUGAGAUGACAGAAAACCCUUGUGAGCCAGAAGCCUGUAAUAACAGAAAUAGAAAUAUGAUUAGUGGCGUAGUAGAGGCUCUCAGUAACAGCACCAAUGCUGAAUUAGAAAAUCAGAAUGAGAAGAAUGAGCUUUGCACAGAUGGCCUCUUGGAUGCUAUCGAUGGGCCUUGGCAUAUGGAUGUGAACAACAAUUUUGUGGUUUACUCUGAACAAACAUUAACAUGCAAUAAUAUUGCUGAGAAAGUCCAACAUGAUGCUCAGCUAAAGAUGAAUUCUUUUGCAGAGAGCGACUCCGAUGGUGCGACAAAUGUUGCUAAGUUUGAGGUGGUUGAUUCGAUAUUUCAAAGCAUUAGUCAUUCUAGAAAAGCAGCAUGCAAAAAUAUGCCUUCUUGUCAGGAUGGGAUGCCUACAGGCAAUCAUCCUUUGGUUAUUCAUGAGUCCAACUCCAAAUAUUCUGCCAAACUACAAAACAUCAUAGCCUCAAAGGAACACAUCUUGUCGGAAACUGCUUGGAGAGUUCUACAUAGAAAAAGGGAUAGACUGGUUCGUCAGCUACGCAAUAUUGGAGAUGAGAUUGCUCAGUGUGAUAAAAAGAUCCAAACUAUUUUGAAUGGUGGGGAAGAUGAUUUGGAAUUAAAGAUAGACUCGAUCAUAGAAGGUUGUAAUGAUGUUUGUCUAAGGAGUGCUGGCCAAGGGAGGACAUCCCGUGAUUAUGAAGAACAAUGUUCAACUCAUUACAUUAAAAGAAACAGAUUGUCAGAGGAAGCUCUCAGCACGCAAAAUCCAUGUCAGGAGUUGGAUGGUAUAUGCAACAAGAACAAUUGGAUGUUACCAACUUAUCAUGUAUUUCCAUCAGAUGGUGGAUAUCAAGCCAAAGUAACUGUAAAAGGGGUGAAUAUUGAGUCUUCAAGCGUGGGCGAUGCUUGUCCUAAACCCUCGGAAGCAAGAGGAUCAGCUGCAGCACAGAUGUUGGCCAAGUUGCAUAGCAUGUUAACCCCAGCCCAUUAGUUCUAGGCUACAGGUAGAUGGGGCAAGGACUGAUGAUGGUUUUUGUUUGUUCCCAUCUAAUUAACUAUCGAAAGGACAUCUACAGUCCACCUAUGGUUAAUCGAAUUAAACUGCUUAUAUAGUAUAGUAUUUUCAGUUCUAUAGUUGGUAUGCCUUGAGUGGAGCACUUAGGGGUAAAUCGUUGGCUAAUACAGAUUGGUAUUGGCUCAACAUCUAGUAAACAAUGCAGCUCUUAUUUUUGCUUGACUCGAACAUGUUAUUUUAGCUUCAUUCUGGGGGAGAAUAGAGAAAAAUACAAUAUCUAUUUUUACUAUGGAAAAAAUAUAUGAUGCAUGUCCUCAAAUCUUAAUUCUUUAUUAAUGAAUUAUUAUUGUAAAAAAAUAAAAAAUUUUUAUUUUAUCAAAUUUUUAUUUUUUUUCAAAAUCUUACUUCACUGAUAAAGUGUGGAU